This is a messenger RNA of Cylas formicarius (sweet potato weevil), 959 nucleotides long. Its product is annotated as androgen-dependent TFPI-regulating protein-like. The coding region runs from base 195 to 905 and encodes 236 amino acids. The record is from RefSeq and is a predicted model, not a curated record. Lineage: Eukaryota; Metazoa; Arthropoda; Insecta; Coleoptera; Brentidae. Gene Ontology annotation, cellular component: membrane; endomembrane system. The transcript has 3 exons.
GGGUUCUGUCCUUGACGGGGCCUAUUUUAUCGAACGCCGAGCGUAGUUUGAUAAUAAAACGCAAUUCCGAGUCGCGAAAAUAUUAAGUCGAACAAUGCGUUUCAUAAAAUUUAACGACGAACGAAACAGUGCGAUUCUAAGCGAAUCGCGUAUUACCAGCGACAAUUAUUAGAAACUGUUUGAAAAAGUGCGCGAUGACGAACGGCCUGGCCCUCGCGACGUACGCCUCUGUGUUGCUGUUCGAACUGUACAGUUUUCACGAAAACGCGCAGCUGAAGAACCGCCUCGAUCCCGACAAAAUAAACGACAGGUUCAAAGCCCUCUCGCGAUUCGGAAUGCACUUUUUCACGAUAUGGAACUUUGGCGUCCAGACGCUUUUCUUGUGCACGGCUGUGUUGGACGAGUUGCUACAGAUCCUGACGCCCAAAACCAAGUUGCAAAAGUCCAUACAAUACGUCAGGCACGUGACAUUCUCGACUAUCGUGUUUCCGUGCACGUUGCUCGUGGUGACGGUGUUCUGGACCAUAUGGCACAUAGAUCGCGAGCUCAUCUUCCCAAAAGCCCUGGACGAUUUUUACCCAGCCUGGCUCAAUCACACCAUGCACACGUUCAUUUUGGUGCCCCUGGUCAUCGAAGUUGCAUUUUCCCAAACCGUGGACAAGUACCACGUGCUGGAGAGGUCCCUGCUAGGGUUGCUAGCGUUCGCGGGUACCUACCAGACGAUAUAUUUCUUCAUCUAUAUCAGGCACGGUAUAUGGUUGUACCCCAUUUACGGAGUUCUGAACUGGAUGCAGAGGAUAGUCUUCGUCUUGAUAAAAGUUAUAGCUUGCACGCUCUACCACUAUGUCGGGGUAGCGUUGCUGACAAGAAACAAGACGCGACCCGAGCCCCAAAAACUUUUAUAGGAUAUUUAAAAUAAAUAAAUAUUUAUAUUACGAAUAUAUACUGUCGAAUCGAAA